UGGAUUCACAAAACGAGAAAGUUAGGGUUAUUAUUUGCACCGGAGGUUCAUGGGAGACAAUUCAUGGGGUGUUACGUUACAGGCCAGUAGGUUUAGCCAAACGUAUCUUACAACUGCCAUUGAAUCUAUCAUAUUCUGAAAUGAUGACUUGUGUUGCAAGUAAGCUGAAUGCAUCUUUGGAAACUGGUUUCAGAAUGACAUACCAGUUUCCCCUUUCAUCUUCUAACCAAAACAAGACUGUAGUUGUAGACAUAGCCGACGACGAGGAUGUCGAGGUAUUCAUGGACAUGGCGCUUAAAACGACAAAUGGACUUGUUACAUUAUAUGUCGUUGAGUCUGUUUCAAGUCGUGCGGAUCAAUCAGAUGUUGGAAACAAUGAAGGGGAGCGUGUUUUUACAUAUCAACAUCUUUUUCCUGAGCAUAAAACAACGAAUGCGGCUGGUACUUCGAGAAAUCUGACACAGGUCUUAGAAUCGGAAGAUGAGUUUGGAGAUGAAAGGGAUUUCGUUCGUGAUCAGAAAGAAAGUUUGUAUGGAGCGAAAGAGGUUAACCCGUUGAAGCAUUCGGGUGCACUAGACGGAGAUGAUGAUAUCUCCUGGUUGAUGAUGUCACCUCCGGAGUCAACACGUACACCGAGAGCACCCAUGCCGGAAAAAGAAGCUGGUGGCAGGGCCGGCAAAGGUAUCUUGUGGUGGAUGAAUCCCCCACCACCACCGCCAGCACCGGAUAUCAGUCUAAAACCACCAGGGUCUUGUAAGAUGGAAAAAGAUAGCUUUUGGGGUAUGCCUGAUCCGCCAUUACAAGACCCUAGACCGAGUAGCGAUCCAACAACACCGAAAUUGUUUAAAAACAAAGAAGCAUUGAAGUUAACUCUGAAGAUGAAGUGUGUUGAAGAGGGUUUUAAGAUGAAGACAACAAGAUCAACAAAAGAUAGGUAUGAGGUUAAAUGUGUGUCGGAUAAGUGCGAUUGGUGUAUCAGCGCCACAAGGGUUCAAGGUACGGACAUGUUUCAAGUUAAUAGUUUUAAAGUCGUACACAAAUGUUGACGAUCGCAGGUAAUUACUAAUCAUCCUCAAGCAGAUGUUGGAUAUGUAGUGUUUUUAAUAGGUAAUACUGUAAUA
Messenger RNA from Helianthus annuus (common sunflower), 1121 nucleotides. RefSeq lists its product as uncharacterized. The record is from RefSeq and is a predicted model, not a curated record. The coding region runs from base 141 to 1046 and encodes 301 amino acids. The transcript has 2 exons. Lineage: Eukaryota; Viridiplantae; Streptophyta; Magnoliopsida; Asterales; Asteraceae.